Molecule: messenger RNA, 4411 nt
Organism: Physeter macrocephalus (sperm whale)
Lineage: Eukaryota; Metazoa; Chordata; Mammalia; Artiodactyla; Physeteridae
Gene: PLLP
Product: plasmolipin
Exons: 4
Coding region: 1-471 (156 amino acids)
Biological process (GO): myelination
Cellular component (GO): membrane
Molecular function (GO): structural constituent of myelin sheath
Source: RefSeq, a predicted model, not a curated record
AUGCCUGAAGAGGUGUUGCUGGGGCCUCAGAGAGUUUGGAAGGACCAAGGGGAUGAGGUGCUGGGGCUGCUGGUGUGGGCCCUGAUUGCCGACACCCCGUACCACCUGUACCCGGCCUAUGGCUGGGUGAUGUUUGUCGCUGUCUUCCUCUGGCUGGUGACAAUCGUCUUCUUCAUCCUCUACCUGUUUCAGCUGCACAUGAAGCUAUACAUGGUGCCUUGGCCGCUGGUGUUAAUGAUAUUUAAUGUGGGCGCCACCGUUCUCUACAUCACGGCCUUCAUCACCUGCUCUGCUUCGGUUGAACUGACGUCCCUGAAGGGCACCAGGCAGUACAACCAGCGUGCAGCUGCCUCUUUCUUUUCGUGUUUAGUGAUGAUUGCCUAUGGAGUGAGCGCUUUCUUCAGCUUCCAGGCCUGGCGAGGAUUGGGCAGCAAUGCAGCCACCAGUCAGAUGGCUGGCGGCUAUGCCUAAACCACGGUGCCAUGGGCCACCCUGGGCCUGAAGGCUGUAGCCUGGUCCCUGUGCAGGUGGCCCCGCAAGCCCGAAGCCUGAGCCCUGCAUGGAGUCAGCCCGGAAGGGACUACACUUGCUCUUCUCUGCUCAUCAGACUCCUUGGGCUCACACCACACUCCCAAGGAAUCAGGAUCCUUCCUCUGGCAGGCGCAUGGGCUGGAGAGAGGCGAACAGCCAAGACCUCUCCAUCCUCCAUAUUCAGCAGAAGGUGAUGGGGGAUACAGGACUCUCUCUGCUUUGUCUUUAGGACUUCAGUGUCCAAGGCUGGGACCCAGCCUUCUCAUUGGCACUAAAUACACUAACAAUGAUUCCAGACUUGCAGCCCACCAAUAGAAUACGCCUAACAAGCAGCAAUUAUUUGUUUUUUUUCUGGGAAGUUGAGCAAAUUCAUGAAACUGUUCUGAUUCCUUAAAACAUAAUCCUGGCCUGACCCUCCCCCAAGCCAGCAUGUCACUUGUAGGGAAACAUGUCAAAAGAGGGUCAUGAUGCUGACAGCAUGGUCUUCCUUUCCUACAUUUCAGACAUACCAGUUAUUUUAAACAACAAAUCAGUUUUAAGUGACUUCUCAAUGAUGAAAAGCUUAUCCAGGUUUCCCUCCCCUUCCCAAGCCCUUGUUUGUAGUUUUCCCUUUGGGAAAAGCUAACAUCAAUGCCGACUGCCUCCUUGACGCUGUUAAUCAGGCACCUGCGACAUGAGGGAGGGAGGGAGGGCAAGCAAGGCCUUGCUAGUGAGUUGUCCUGUGCUUGGUGGCGACUUUGUUGUUUUUGUUUUUUUACAAAAAUAAAGAUGAAAGAACUUAUUUGGAAAAGAUGUUGGGGAAUCACAGUUAUAGAUGCUUAUAAACUCCAGGAAGCUGCAGCAUAAGUCAGUACAGUCAGCCCUCCAUAUCCGUGGGUUUCACAUCUGAGGAUUCAACCAAUCAGUUGAUAUGCAGGGUCAGCUGUAUUCAAAAUACUUGCCAUUUUACAUAAGGGACUUGAGCAUCUAUGGGUUUUGGUAUCCCCAGCUGUCCUGGAACCAGUGCCCCAUGGACACCAAGGGACAACCGUACAAAGGUUUCAAAUGCCUAUUUAAAGGCAGUUCCAGUCCUGGAGUCGCUCAGCACCACCAGCCACUUCUUUGACCUGAGGUAGGAUGACCAACUUCCUGCCUGCUUUGCUGGGACAGUCCUGUUUAUGCCGCUUGUCAUGGCAUAAAUUUAAUAGCACCCCUUUUUAUUCUGAAAAGGGUCUCAGUUUAACAGUAAAUCAUUUAGUCAUCUUGAUGAACUUAAGACUGACAUACUGUCACCUACCUUGACAGUUUGUGAACAGUAAAUCAUUUAGUCAUCUUGAUGAACUUAAGAUUGGCAUAAUGUCGCCUACCUUGACAGUUUGUGAAGUUCAGAGAUCAGAUAAUCCAAGUGCCUGAUGCGUGGAUCUGCUACAGACGGUAGAGCGAGGGGGGAGCAGCAAAGAGGGGGCGUCCUUCUGAACUUAUUUUCCCACCACAGCGCAACAUGCUCUGAAUAAUAAGCCACAGGCAUUUCUGGGCACCCCUUGGUCCUGUCUUAUAAAACUGGGAACAAUUAAAAUGUAACUAGAUUCAAACAAACAGUUGCAGAUGAGCUACUCCAUUGCGAAGGGUGGUGGGGGAGGACUAAGUCAUACCCAUGUCCUAGUUGGGUCCCAGGCCUAGUUUGUGCCUGUUGUCCUGGUGUGACAAUUAACAGCAUCCCUUUUUACUCCAGUGUCUCAGAGUUCGAAUAACAAAUUAUAGUCAUUCUAGAAUUAAGCCAUAAGAGGAUAGUUUUAAGGAAGACCAACCAAUUUUCUUUUGAGGCUUAAGAGAAAACAAAAUCCUUGGCAAGUCUUACCAGGUUUCUGACACCUAAAACACAGCCUAUUUUGGUGGAGAUGUUAACACGCUUUGUCUAACAACUACCUGUUGGUUCAGGCCAAUGCAUCCCCCGGUCCUUAGCCCCUCUCCUGCAGUUUGGGUGAACAGUGCUUCCCAUGGCUGAGGAGGCCUAAGCAAUAGGAGGAGGCAAAUGUCUCCUGAGGCUGGGCCUGCAACGUGGGGCCUUCUCAUCCCGACCAUCCCUGAGCCCCUCUGAAGGUGGCACAUGAUGACCUGAGCAGAUGGAGAGAGUUCUAGUUUGUUUUAAAAAAUAUCAGAAAGCUGUUUUCUAAUGCGAAGCUACAACGGACUUGCCUGCUUUUUUUCUGAGUGGAAAAGGAUGAAAAAGAACCAUUUGCCUUUUUUGUUCACUUUUCAUAAUUUCAUCUUUGGAUUUGUCCACCUGCUUUUUCUCAGCCAGACUGAACAGAGGGAUUCUUCAUCAAGUGCUUCCAACAUGCCUGGCCUGCGAUGGGCAGUCCCGUUUAUAAAAAGAGCAAGAAGGGUAGACAAGGCCAGGAGAGGAAGUGUUUUAAAAAGCCUUCGUCUUGAAAGACCAAAGUACUGAUAACCUGAUGGCAGCAGCAACAGUAAAGAAGGGACGGCUCAUUUAGAAUGAUGGUUUUUGUUUUUUCAAAACACCUGAAAUUUUACUCAUGGUACAAAAGUAUUUAAUAAGCGCCACGUCGGUAAAGAAAAACACACAGCCUACAGCUAGCUCAUCCUUUAAAACCAGAACAGCCAAGUGAAAAAUCAGUAGAGAUUCUUAUUUUUACUUUAAAAAUAAAAACAACAACAACAAAACAACUAAGGUACACAUCGGGAAUUGAACUACUAUAGUUUUUCUUUCUAGAGGUGACAUCCAUGUUUUCUGGUCAGUAAUAUUCUAUCAAACAUUGUACUAAACCAGUGUACUAAAUCCAAGCAUACAGAUGACCAGUAAAGCUGUUUGCUAUCUCCUACUGAGCUAGACCAGUGGAACACUAUCUUGGUAGGAUUAUUUUGACAGCAAGAAGGAAGUGCAGAGCCCCUAUCCCAACAGAAAACCUAAGGAGCUGCUUUACAUAGAAAGGGUUUUAAGCAAACCUGCACAAACACUAACAUGCUCUAAGAAAAGGAAACCUUUUAGACUACUUCCAGCAUACAUUCAUUGGUGCCCAGUAAAAUAGGAACAAACACCAACAUAGAAAGCAUUUUUGCUUUCAUAGCACUAACAGCUAAAAAGCACACAGCAAUAUAAUACUUUGAUCUUGAAGUGGGUAAUCAUGGAAGUUCCAAGAUUAUAUCCACUAGGUUAGCCUGAGUAAUCAUCUAUAAAAAUAUGUUUUCAAAAACACAUAAAUGAGAGUUAUAGAAACAAUGGGACUGGGGCUUCCCUGGUGGCGCAGUGGUUGAGCGUCUGCCUGCCGAUGCAGGGGACGCGGGUUCGUGCCCUGGUCCGGGAGGAUCCCACAUGCUGCAGAGCGGCUGGGCUCGUGAGCCACGGCCGCUGAGCCUGCGCGUCCGGAGCCUGUGCUCCACAACGGGAGAGGCCACAGCAGUAAGAGGCCCGCAUACCGCAAAAAAAAAAGAAACAAUGGGACUACAUCAGGACCAGUAGAAGACAACGAAGUGAUAGAAGGACUGUACAUGUUAAGACUAGGAACUGAUUUUCACAAGUACCUUUUUAGGUAAAGGACAACUCUCUCUAAAUCGAUUCGUACAGCCAAGAAUAGCUGUGAUAGUAGGAGUUUCAGAAAUCUUGAGAUGGGCUCCUAGCUUGAGUUAAACCCUAGAUAAAUACUCCCAGUCAAAAAGCCCACUGAGGCUGCAGGACUGAAACUCUGACCCAUAUAAAAAGCUGUGAGUGCACAAAAUGCCUGGUGGGACAUGCAAGGCCUGCUGGGCCAAGGGAGUUGGUGAUAGCGGGUUCUUCCAACAUGGACACACCAACACGUAUGCUGGGGAAGUGCCCCCCAGGUGGAAUGCUGGACUUGGGCUUGGUGCAGGAGCCAGACUCAGAAGUUCCUGAAAGAGGUGU